GGCGCUGACGUCUGAUUGUUGCGCGGUCGCAUUUUUCCGGGGAGCGCGGGUUCGCAUUCCCAAUUUUAGGUGGCACUCACAACCCGCACUAUUCGGACAGAUGGCACAGAAACCGCUGCGCCUCUUGGCUUGUGGAGAUGUUGAAGGAAAGUUUGAUAUUUUAUUCAAUAGAGUUCAAGCAAUUCAGAAGAAAAGUGGAAACUUUGAUCUGCUGUUGUGUGUAGGAAAUUUCUUUGGCUCCACCCCAGAUGCUGAAUGGGAGGAGUAUAAGACUGGCACCAAGAAAGCUCCUAUUCAGACAUACGUGCUUGGUGCUAAUAACCAGGAAACAGUAAAAUAUUUCCAGGAUGCUGAUGGAUGUGAAUUAGCUGAAAACAUUACUUAUCUGGGUCGUAAAGGUAUCUUCACUGGAAGCUCGGGGCUGCAGAUUGUGUACCUCAGUGGGACAGAAUCCUUAAAUGAGCCAGUACCAGGUUAUAGUUUUAGUCCCAAGGAUGUGUCUUCUCUGAGAACGAUGCUGUGUACAACCUCCCAGUUUAAGGGUGUUGAUAUCUUGCUCACAUCCCCAUGGCCCAAGUAUGUGGGGAACUUUGGGAAUUCUUCUGGAGAAGUGGAUACCAAAAAAUGUGGUUCUGCUUUGGUUUCCAGUCUUGCCACGGGCUUGAAACCAAGAUAUCAUUUUGCUGCUUUGGAAAAGACUUAUUAUGAGAGGCUUCCAUAUCGAAACCAUAUUGUUCUACAGGAAAAUGCACAGCAUGCCACCCGGUUUAUAGCUCUGGCAAAUGUUGGAAAUCCAGAAAAGAAAAAGUAUCUUUACGCAUUCAGUAUUGUUCCCAUGAAGCUAAUGGAUGCAGCAGAACUGGUAAAACAGCCUCCGGAUGUCACCGAAAACCCUUACAGAAAAUCUGGGCAGGAAGCAUCCACAGGAAAGCAAAUUCUUGCCCCUGUGGAAGAAUCAGCCUGUCAGUUUUUCUUUGAUUUAAAUGAAAAGCAGGGAAGGAAGCGUUCAUCCACAGGUAGAGAUAGCAAAUCUUCUCCUCAUCCAAAGCAGCCUCGCAAACCUCCUCAGCCUCCAGGACCCUGCUGGUUUUGCCUUGCUAGCCCUGAAGUGGAAAAGCAUUUGGUGGUCAACAUCGGCACACAUUGCUACCUUGCCCUGGCCAAAGGAGGCUUAUCUGAUGACCAUGUCCUCAUCCUGCCCAUUGGACACUACCAGUCAGUGGUGGAGCUUUCAGCAGAGGUGGUAGAAGAGGUGGAGAAGUAUAAGGCCACACUGAGACGGUUCUUUAAGAGUCGAGGGAAACGGUGUGUUGUAUUUGAGAGAAAUUAUAAGAGCCAUCACCUCCAGCUACAGGUCAUUCCUGUCCCAGUCAGCUGCUGUGCUACUGAUGACAUUAAAGAUGCCUUCAUUACCCAGGCACAGGAGCAGCAGAUAGAGCUGUUGGAAAUCCCAGAGCACUCUGACAUCAAGCAGAUUGCACAGCCAGGAGCAGCAUAUUUUUAUGUUGAACUUGACACAGGAGAAAAGCUUUUCCACAGAAUUAAAAAGAAUUUUCCUUUGCAGUUUGGAAGGGAGGUCCUGGCCAGUGAAGCCAUCCUUAAUGUUCCUGAUAAGUCUGACUGGAGGCAGUGUCAGAUCAGCAAGGAAGACGAGGAGACCCUGGCUCGCUGCUUCCGGAAAGACUUUGAGCCCUAUGACUUUACUCUGGAUGACUAAACAAAGGGAAGAACUUUUUAUGAACUCCAUAGGAAGUAGUAAAGCCUUUUUUUUUUUUUUUUUAAUUAAAAAUUUUUUUCGAGACAAGGACUUGCUGUGUCACCCAAGCAGGAUUGCAGUGGCACAAUUGUGGCUCACUGUAGCCUCAACCUCCUGGGCUCUAGAGUUCCUCCCACCUCAGCCUCAUGAGUAGCUGGGACCACAGGUGCAUGCUACCAUGCCUGGUAAUGGUAUUUUUUAUAGAGAUGGCGGGGGUCUCCCUGUGUUGCCCAGGCUGGUCUGUAAUGCCUAGGCUCAAGGGAUCCUCUGCCUUGGCUUCUUAACCGGCUGGGAUUACAAGCAUGAGCCACCAUUCCUGGCCUAGAAGCCUAUUUUUAAAGAAACUACAAUCUCCCAUGGGGACUGUUUCCCUGCCUCUUUUGUGCAGUCCCAUGGAACUUGCCUGCAGCAAGAGGCCUAAGAUUUAAUCUUUUUGGGGAAAAGUCAUUCUAGGAUGAAAAUCCUAUGUUAAGGCCGGGCGCAGUGGCUCACGCCUGUAAUCCCAGCACUUCGGGAGGCUGAGGCAGGCGGAUCACGAGGUCAAGAGAUGAGACCAUCCUGGCCAACAUGGUGAAACCCUGUCUCUGCUAAAAAUACAAAAAUUAGCUGGGUGUGGUGGCACGCACCUGUAGUCCCAGCUACUCGGGAGGCGGAGGCAGGACAAUCACUUGAACCUGGGAGGUGGAGGUUGCAGUGAGCCAAGGUGGCGCCACUGAACUCCAGCCUGGCGACAGAGCAAGACUCCAUCUCAAAAAAAAAAAAAAAAAAAAGAAAAUCCUAUGUUAAAAGCAUGUCGCCGGGCGCAGUGGCUCACGCCUGUAAUCCCAGCACUUUGGGAGGCCGAGGCAGGUGGAUCACCUGAGGUCAGGAGUUUGAGACCAGCCUGGCCAACAUGGUGAAACCCCGUCUUUACUAAACCUACAAAAAUUAGCUGGGCGUGGUGCCAGGCGCUUGUAAUCCCAGCUACUCGGGAGGCUGAGGCAGAAGAAUCGCUUGAACCUGGGAGGUGGAGGUUGCAGUGAGCCAAGAUCGCUCCAUUGCAUCCCAGCCUGGGUGACAGUGAAACUCCAUCUCAAAAAUAAAAUAAAAGAAUAAAAGUAUGUCUGUCAUCCAGCUCCAAGUACAGCUUGUGUAUAUCAACAUUUUCAAAAACCUUUAAACUACCAAAUGAAAUCCAGAUGUUUUUCCAUGGUUGC
Molecule: messenger RNA, 2952 nt
Organism: Pongo pygmaeus (Bornean orangutan)
Lineage: Eukaryota; Metazoa; Chordata; Mammalia; Primates; Hominidae
Gene: CWF19L1
Product: CWF19 like cell cycle control factor 1
Exons: 14
Coding region: 101-1717 (538 amino acids)
Biological process (GO): mRNA splicing, via spliceosome
Cellular component (GO): post-mRNA release spliceosomal complex
Molecular function (GO): RNA lariat debranching enzyme activator activity
Source: RefSeq, a predicted model, not a curated record